Messenger RNA from Opisthorchis viverrini, 567 nucleotides. RefSeq lists its product as hypothetical. The annotation marks the transcript as partial. Gene Ontology annotation, molecular function: mRNA binding. Gene Ontology annotation, biological process: regulation of mRNA splicing, via spliceosome. Gene Ontology annotation, cellular component: nucleus. The record is from RefSeq and is a predicted model, not a curated record. Lineage: Eukaryota; Metazoa; Platyhelminthes; Trematoda; Opisthorchiida; Opisthorchiidae. The transcript has 3 exons.
CAUGUUUCCAAAUAUCUGGAUGAUACCAGACCGCUGUGGUCACCGACUCUUUGUUUAGAGCGACAUGUGUUUUGUGCGGAAUGUUUGGUCAUUUUCAAGGUCAGGAUCCGUUACCGUGACCCGCUGUCAGCUGGUGUUGGCAAUAUGACGCUCGAGGAAGCUGCAAUGAAGAAAGAUCCUGGACAGGCUAACCUUGACUCGGUUCUCGUUAGCAAAGCAACGCCGGAGUAUCUACAAGAUCUGCUAAAAGAUAAACGACAGCUACAAAAUUUCCCGAACAUGUUCAUACAUCUAGAAAUCAUUUUAGAGAAAGAAAUUAAUCGCGUCCGAGAGAAGUUAUUUCAUCUCAACGAAUCGUUCAGAAAAACGGAGAAUGAGUUACCUGAACCAUCUGGGGUGAUUACGACAUUGCAGGAGAAAGUGUUUGUUCCUGUUAAAGAAAAUCCUAACUAUAACUUCGUUGGUCGACUUUUGGGUCCACGGGGCUUGACUGCCAAACAACUAGAGCAAGAUCUUGAAUGUAAGAUCAUGGUUCGAGGAAAGGGUUCCCUUCGGGACAAAAAGAAG